AUGGUGUGGCCCAUCUCACUUGCCCUGCUACGUCUGUUGAAAAUACUAGUGCUGCAGAAUAUGAACCGAACUUCAGUAUGGUGGAUGGAUCUUCAGCUACAAAAUCAGUGCUCGUCUUUUAUGCCGAGUUGCGAUGAAAAAUUGAAGCCUAAAGUAGGGAUGACAUUUGAAGGGCUUGAGGCUGUGGAGGAGUUCUACAAGUCGUAUGCACAUCAUGUGGGUUUUGGAGUUCGUGUCGGACAACAGAAAAAGUUGAACAAAGAAGUGGUUCAGACAAAGCGUUUCAUGUGCAGCAGGGAAGGAUUUAGGACUGAGAAGAACAAGGAGAUUAAAGACCCAUCAAACCAAUCAAAGAAAAGCCGUAAGAAUACAACCACACGAUGCGGUUGUGAUGCACAUAUCUUCGUCAAGUUGUGUGGCGACAACACCUACAAGAUACAAUCAUGGGUUGGGCACCAUAGCCAUGGCCUUGUAUCACCUGAUAAACGUCACUUGAUCAGAUCAAAUCGUAAAGUUAAUGAGAGGGCAAAAAAUAUGUUGUACACAUGUCACAAAGCAAGCAUAGGUACAUGCCAGGCGUACAGGCUCCUUCAAGUCAGCGAAGGUGGGUUUCCGUAUGUUGGAUGCAGCAAGAGGGACCUGCAAAACUACUACCGUGACCUCAGGCUUAAAAUUAGGAACGCCGAUGCUCAAAUGUUUGUCGCUCAGCUAGCUAGAAAGCAAGAAGUCAAUCCAGCUUUCUUCUAUGAUUUUGUUGUUGACAAAGAGGGGAACUUAAUGUAUGUUUUCUGGGCAGAUGCCAUGAGUAGGAAAAACUAUAGUCACUUUGGGGGUGAUGGUGUGGUAUCUUUCGAUUCUACUUACACCACUAAUCAAUACGACAUGAUCUUUGCACCAUUUACAGGGGUCAAUCAUCACUUACAGAGUGUGUUUUUUGGUGCGGCAUUCUUGUGCAAUGAGCAGACUGAGUCAUAUGUUUGGUUAUUUGAGACCUUCCUUACAGCAAUGGGAGGGGUAGCACCUAGACUCAUUAUAACUGAUGAAGCUGUUAGCAUGAAGAAUGCGAUUGAAACAGUUUUUUCGACCACAGUGCAUAGGUUAUGUAUGUGGCACAUAAUGGAAAAACUUCCUGAGAAGAUUGGACCAAUAAUUAGAGAAGAGUCUGAAUUUUGGGACAAGAUGAAUUCGUGUGUAUGGGGUUCGGAAACUCCAGCAGAGUUUGAAUCACAAUGGAAUUCCGUCAUUACGGAGUAUGGCUUGGAGGAAAAUGAGUGGCUGGUUAAAAGGGAGAAUGUGUAUGAUGAGCAUGGGAAUUUAAUAGAAGAGAAGGCAACCGAUUCGUUGAAUGAAGCUACGAGGAAGAAGAUUUCAGUUGUACGCAACAAGUUGGAAGAUCUAAUUCAGAAGGCCAAGCACUCGGAUGAAGGCAUGGAUUUUCUAACAUCGAGUGUAUUAAAUAUUGAAGCACCUUUGGAUGAAAUGGUUCCCACAUCAGGUGUGAAGCACACUAGACAAGAUGAGUAUGAGGCUUUUAUUGGUUGCAAUAUUCCUACUGAAAUUGACAUACACCCGCCAACUAAUGUUCGCACGGUGGGGAGAUGCAAAAGAAUAAAGAGAGGAAAGGAAAUAAGUGAGGAGGAACAGAAAAAUAAUAAGAAGGAAGCCAAGGUAAAGGUUGCACGCUUGUGCAAGACGUGCAAACAAAUAGUUUUUCAUGAUAGUCGCAAUUGUCCUAGCAAAAAAGAAGGCAAAGGGGCUGAGAUUGUGCUGCAGAUGAAGCCAAGUGGUGCUCCGUGA
Messenger RNA from Aegilops tauschii subsp. strangulata, 1797 nucleotides. Lineage: Eukaryota; Viridiplantae; Streptophyta; Magnoliopsida; Poales; Poaceae. The record is from RefSeq and is a predicted model, not a curated record.